Zootermopsis nevadensis is the source of this 3044-nucleotide messenger RNA. NCBI's taxonomy places the organism in Eukaryota, Metazoa, Arthropoda, Insecta, Blattodea, Termopsidae. The record is from RefSeq and is a predicted model, not a curated record.
UAGAGACUGAGGAAGGGGGGGAGGUUAAUGUUAUGGUGAGAGACUACGUGUGCGACCACCGGCGUUGGGGCAGUGAAGGAGACGAGGUCGUGCUACGAUGUUCCCGGGUGGAUCGUCAAAGCCGCCCUUUCUGUAGCUUUAAAACAAGACCACAAGACAUGUGACUGCACAACUAGGAAGUAGACUCGGUGACUGCACAUAGAGUAAUUUAGUAUGUAGAAUAUACGCGCAUUAAAUGUAAAUGAAGGGGGUUUAAUUAACGUAUUGCUAAUGUCAAAAUAGUUAUUUUGUGAAAUUCUUUGUCCUUUUCUGCGCUUUUCUAGUUCUCCGCUAGGCAGGACACUGAAAUUACGAAGUAAUUGAAUUUUGUUGUGGUUCUAAAUCAUCAUUUCGAGAUUACGUCUUUGCCAUUGACAUCUGCUUACGACUCGAACAACGGAGGACGUGAAAGGACGAACAGAAUUAAGAUACAUCCUUCAGUGCUUGAAGAAUAUGAGUCUGGACGGAUUAUGCAACACGUCUGGGCGUGGUAAAGAGAAGAAUCCCAGUGCUCCUGACCGGCAUCGAACUCUGUUAGUACAAUAUUUAGAGCGUCACUACAAACGCAGCUAUCCGUCAGUCCAAAUGAACCAGCCCCUGAAACGAACUUGCCCUGUGCUCAUACUCGCCCAUCACGAAAACAACCUCUGACUGACACCUCAUUCAGCUAGUUAACCACACACAUCGCCACAAACUCAAAAGACCCCCGAGGAGAAACCCAACCGCAGAGGAAGAAGAUUUCGAGGAACUUGGAGAGUCGUGGCCAAUAUUCCUGUUUGCGGUUUCGGAAAUUAAUGCAAAGAAUGGAGAUUUUUUUCAGAAUGAAUGUGAAGUACGAAAUUGUCACAGGGCUCGCAUUAUUUCCUGAGCAAGCAGCCAUGCUUACAGCUUAAACGAUCCGUUCUCUCGAAUAUGUGUGCGGGUGUGAAAUCGUAACUUGGACUUGGCAGAGAAAAGUCACAUUAUACGUGUAUCAGUGUUUUACGUUAUCUUCAAGUAAACAUCGCUGUAAUUAGGGAGGCCUUAACCGAGAUUAAAUUUUGUCACUAUAAGUUCGUCGUAAAUUGCAUUGUGAUCUAAAGAAGUGAACAUCUUUCAGGGUCAAUACUAGUAAGUGAAGGUUCCUGUUAUAGACUGCAUCUGAAAAAUCAUGCGUGUGAAACUGUUCUAAUUGAGUAACUGGUAAGGUUAUAGUGUUGGUGACAACGACAUGGCUGAUACUAGUUGUAAUCUGCAGCAAGGGGACUCUCUGAAGAGAAUUAAACAGACCAUAAUUGCCGAAGUGCCAGCUUACCUCGAGUUCGCAGGAGGAAAUUUAAUAAAAGAUUUAGAAAAUGACAGUGAUGGUAUCACUUAUAAAAUUUUGGAUUGCUCUGUUAAGUUAGUGGAUCCACUUCAACUAGGAUUUCAUGCUGCAUCGGACAUGUAUGAGGCAGAAAUACAUAUAGAAGGCAACAAUAGCAAACAGGUACACAGUGUGAUGGUGAAAGCAGUGCCAUCUAAUGCAAUACUAAGAUCAUUACAAAAUUCUGAAGAUCAGUUUUUUAACGAAAGCAAGAUGUUUUCUGAAAUAGUUCCAUUGUUGCUUCAGACUUGCGCUAAGUCAUCUUGUGGAGAUAGGCAUUCUUAUAAUUUGUCGGCAGUUUGUGACUUGUUCCCAAAAUGUUACUACGUUUCGCCAGAUCCUGAAAACGGCAUGAUCAUACUACAGGAUUUGAGAACACUUGGAUACAAGAUUGGAGGGGAUAAGACGAUGGUAAUGGAUUACGAUCAUAUUGUAUUGGCUCUAGAAGGGCUGGCAAGAUUUCAUGCUUUGUCUUACGUAAUGAAGAAGAAUGAUUUCGGUAGAUACGAACAACGUGUUGUGACUCAGAUACGAGAUGCAAGGCGUUUCGUGAGGAAACAGGCUGUAUCAAAUUCGAUAACUGUAGGUUACUCGGAGUUCAUGCGUCACACUACAAUGUUGGCGUUGGACAAGUUCAUCGAGAUGAAGCUUGAUGUGGGUGGAUUGUAUACGGAUAAAAUUAUAAGGGUGCGACAAAAGAUAGAAGAUUGUAGUGCACUUCUGAGGGAACUACUAGCACCCGAAGAACCGCUCGCGGUUCUGUGUCACGGUGACUUUAACAGGAACAACAUGCUUUUCCGGUAUGAUUCAGGCGGCAAACCUGCCGAAGUGAAGUUUCUUGAUUUUCAAAAUCCGUUCUAUGCUUCUCCUGCCAUAGAUUUGUCGUUUUUCCUGUUCGUGAACGCUAGUCCAGAUCUUUUGGGAAACUGUUGGGAUGGACUGUUCUCCACAUACCAUCAAACACUUCUGGAUGCACUUUCAGAGUUUCUGAACUGCCCGCAAGAGGAUCUGCUCCCUGAGUUCGGUAUUGAAGCUUUCAGGAACCAAUUUUCUAAAUAUUCUCUUUAUGGUUUUAUGUUAGCGACUUCUUUUAUCAUAGCAAGUGCAGAUAACGACCCAUCUGAUGUGAAUCCCUUUGAAAUGUACAAUAAUGGUAUCCCAACUCUGCAGGAAAUGGACAUUUAUGUAAAAGAAAAUGUAAAAUUGGUCAAAGUUGGAAUUAUUGAUAGGGUGUUGCAGCUGACUCAAAAGCUGCUGGAUGAAAUUUGUCUGUAAAAAUGGUGCAAAACUGUGUGUGAUUACGGUUUGCGUGACACUCUAAAUAAUUUUCUGGUGGAGUUAAAUGUGAAAUAUUCUCCUCAAACAGCAGCUUUUCAUCAUAGCUCUUAAAAAAUAAACUUUUCGUCGUCGUAUUUGUGACUAAAAUCUUACUGAGGUAGCUCUCAAUAACAUUGCUGCAGCCGCAUUAUGGGAACCAAUUUUUUUAAAAAAAUUGUGUGUAAGGGCUUAGAUAUACGCCAACUAAACCACACUUUGGGGCCUCAAGAUGUGAGGAGCCUGUAAAAUGUUUUAACACUUAAAUUAAUCUGUUGUGUACUGUUAAUCUUAGCUUAUACGGUUGUCUCUGUACAUCAGUGCUAAUAUAACGCUUUCACACACA